UUAAGUUCUUAAGUGUUUUACGCGAAUCAUUAUCUUUUUGGGACCAAUUACAGAUUUUACUAUCUCUUAGAAAAACACCCUUUCACCCAAAAAACAUUUUUUUUUUAUUUGUUGAUUUUAUGUAUCUACUAGUUUACCUGUACUUUAUGAACUAUAAUUCUUAACAAAGAGAGAAGAGCUUAAGAAUUUUAACUCUUGAUACAAAUACAAGGACAUGACUACACAGCUACGCACAGACAAAGAAUAAUUUCCAAUUGUACACGAUUUCCCAUUAAAAACCUUCAAUUCGCAUUGUUUAUAUAAUAGCAAUUAAAGAUAGCAAUCUUAAUUAAAAUUAAACUAAUUUAAUCGCGAUAAUAACUAUAUGCUGUCAAGAAAAAGGGUUGACACGCACUUAAUCCAAUUCAAUUGAUUCUAUCAACAUUAAUAAUAAUUGUGAAAUAUAUUUUCAUAAAAAUACUUCACAAAUGCCCUUAAGUUAAAUAGUUUAUUUUUCAGAAUGUAUCGAGUGAGUUGGUUUUUUCUUAUAACUUGGUUUGCUAAGUUCCAAUUUUCAUCCGGAGUUCUACCUUGGCCCAACACUACAACUCAAAACUCGAAAUUAAUAGAAUUUAGUUUAUUCAUUACUCGAGAACAUUUUCCACGUUAUUCGAAAACCGUUUUAUUCUUUGAAUGUAGCUCUAAUACCGAAGCUUCAUAUAUUAAUUAUCAUUUUCAAAAUUUAAUGUCAAAGAAUUUAGAAGACAAAAUUGCUGUUCAAUUGAGAACAAACAGUUAUAUGGAACAACCCUGGGAUUAUUAUGUUUUUCUUGUCAAUUCAUUCGAUACAUUUCGGUAUUUAUACUUUUUUGAAAGUUUUUGGUUCUAAUUUUUUUAGAAUAUUUUUAUUUGCAGUUAUCUUCUUUCAAAAUUCUAUUCAAGCAAAUAUGAUCGACAUUUUCAUUUUCUAAUCAUUUUAACUGAAUGUCCUAAAAACUUGAAAAAUACAAUGAUAACAUUUUUCCAACUUUGUUAUGAUUUUAAUGUUAUCGAUGUUAAUAUUGUUUUGGAUCAUCCAGUUUUAGGUGUUUCAGUUUUUACUUAUUACCUUUUUAAAAAAGAUAAAUGUCGAAUUAUUAAGCCGGAACUUUACUUUCAAGCCAAUCAAGGUUAUGAAGCUUUGAAGGAAUUUUUUCCACAGAAACUUGAUAACUUUCAUGGUUGCCCAUUAAGGGUAACAAGUCGUCCUGUGGAGCCAUUUUUUAAGUUUAAAGGUGAUGGCAAUAAUCCAAAACCCGUUGGAGAUUGGGAGAAUCUUUCUGGAAUUGAAGGAAUGGUGUUGAAAACUUUGGCGAAAACUUUGAAUUUUAAAAUUCAACUUUUGCCAAUUCCUAGCGAACCGACAUUAAUGACAAAUACGACAGGUUAUGGAUGUUACGCUGAGUUAUUAAGGGGCAACGCUGAUAUAGCUAUCGGAAGUUUGAGUAACUCAGAUUUCGGUCGUCUCUGGUUCUCGGUGUCAGUACUUUAUCACUUUACACCUUAUAAAUACGUGAUUCAAGGCGGAAGAAUUCUUGACAGUAUGGAUCGCCUAUUUCGACCAUUAAGCUUUCGUGUUUGGAUGGCAAUCUUGUAUUUGUACCUUUUUGGAGUUCUAAUGAUUUAUGUUUUAAAAUAUUCCAAAUCAGCAAUUCGACAAUAUGUACAGGAGCCCGGAUGCACCAGAAGUCUUGAAUUAGCAGCAGUCUAUUUAGGUCAGCCAUUAACCCGGCCACCAAGACGAACUUUUCCGAGAACUUUAUUCAUCAUGUGGGUAUUUUUGACACUUAUUCUCCGAAGUGCUUAUCAAGGUUUACUCUACGAUGCUAUUCGACUAGAUAAGUUUUUAAAAGUUCCAUUGGGUUAUGAUGAUUUGAUAAAAUGGAAUUUUAUAAUUUACCUUUCACCAGAAGUCGCACAACUUGAAAUGUUUAAUGAAAAUCGAAAAUCAAUUCGUGUUGUUCAUGGUGAUUUUCGAACAAGACUUGAUAUUUUAGCUAAAAAUUCGGAUAAAUAUGCAACAAUUGCAAUGGUAGAGAAUUAUGUAAAUUAUAUGGAAACUGCUAGAUUUUUGGGAAUUAAUUUAUAUAUGAUUUCGGAGACAAUUUAUGUUAAUCAACUUGCAUUGUAUUUGCCUAAGCAAUCGAUAUUUUCAGCAUCGUUAAAUAAGAAAUUGUCAUCUUUUCAUAAUUCUGGAUUAUUGAUGCAUUUUCGGACAUGGUUUUCGACAGAGAAGGAAUUUUUUAAAUGGACAUUGGAAGAACCGCCGAUAAGAGCAAUAUCGGUAAUACGUUUGAAAUCGUUGUUUUGUAUUUAUGUAAUGUUGAUUAGUAUUGGAUUGGUGAUUUUUGUAUUGGAGUUGUUGUCGACGAGGGUUAAAAUUGUACGAAAAAUUAUUGAGUUUUUGAAUUUAUAAAUAUCUUGAAAAAAAAAAAAAACGUUAUUUAUUUAAAAGUUUACAUAUAACAAAAAUUAUUCAACUAUUGUAAAAUUUGUCGAGCUUUGAAUUGAGCUGAAACAUGCAUUUGAAAAUUUUGAAAAAUAGUUUUAUUAUAACAGUUUUUUCAGUUAUUAGUAAAGCUAAAAAACUAUAAGCAAAACAUGAGCGAUGUGGAAAUUUAUAAUACAUGGUAAAGACAAGAGGAAAAAUCGUAGCCUCAAUACUAAAAUGAAGAAAAAUAAAAAAUUUAUUUUUGGAUUUUUAAAAAAAGUUUCAAAAUUUUUGUUUUUAUGUGUCAGUCAAUAUGUAUUUUCUUUUUAAUAGCAUACUAAAACAAAACUAUUAAAAAAAAAGACUCAAUUUCAAAAAAAAAAUUCGAGAAAUUAAAUGGCAUACUUCGUUUUGAAGUCAAACACAUUAAGGAAAUUUUAUACUUAAGAUUAUUUGCUUUUUCAUAGCUGCCAUCGUUUAGAGGAUAUUAGCUUUCAGAGAGGGGACUAUACGAAAAAUCAUGUGUUUAGUCUUUUAUUUUCAACAUUUAACCUUAAGUAUCUCUUUAUGCACACAUGGGAUU
Episyrphus balteatus (marmalade hoverfly) is the source of this 3032-nucleotide messenger RNA. RefSeq lists its product as uncharacterized. NCBI's taxonomy places the organism in Eukaryota, Metazoa, Arthropoda, Insecta, Diptera, Syrphidae. The record is from RefSeq and is a predicted model, not a curated record. The transcript is spliced from 2 exons. The coding region runs from base 989 to 2434 and encodes 481 amino acids.